UUCCGGGGCGCCCAGCGAGGGAAGAGAGAAGAUGGCGGCGGCGGUGCUGUUCUUGGUGACAGGGCUGGUGGCGGCGGCUGCAUCUGCGGCGCCCGGCGGGGGAGGCCCGCGAACGCUGGUGCUGCUGGAGAACAUGAACCUGAAGGACACGCACUCGCUCUUCCUGCGCGGCCUGGCAGAGCGAGGUUUUGACCUGACUUUCCGGACGGCGGACGACCCCGGCCUGUCCCUCAUCAAGUACGGGGAGUUCCUCUACGACAACCUGGUGGUUUUCUCCCCCUCGGUGGAAGAUUUUGGAGGCAACAUCAACGUGGAAACCAUUGCUGCUUUCAUUGAUGGGGGUGGAAACGUCCUUGUGGCUGCCAGUUCAGAUAUCGGUGAUCCCAUUCGAGAAUUGGGAAGCGAAUGCGGGAUAGAAUUUGACGAGGAAAAGACAGGUGUGAUUGACCAUCACAACUACGACAUCUCUGACCCAGGGCAGCACACCCUGAUCGUCGCAGACUCUGAGAAUCUCCUGAAGGCUCCCACGAUUGUGGGGAAGAAGCCCCACAACCCCAUUCUUUUCAGGGGAGUCGGGAUGGUGGCUGAUCCUGACAACCCUUUGGUCCUUGACAUUCUCACCGGCUCCUCAACUUCGUAUUCAUUCUUUCCUGACAAAGCUAUCACUCAGUACCCUCAUGCUGUCGGAAAGAACACCCUCCUGAUCGCCGGCUUGCAGGCGCGGAAUAAUGCCCGCGUGGUCUUCAGCGGCUCCCUGGAUUUCUUCAGCGACGCCUUUUUCACAUCGUCGGUGCAGAAGGCGGCAGCAGGCUCUCAAAGGUACCCCCAAACGGGGAAUUACGAGCUGGCCAUGGCCUUGGCCCGCUGGGUCUUCAAGGAGGAAGGGGUGCUGCGUGUGGGAGAGGUGGCUCACCAUCGGGUGGGCGAGAAGUCGCCUCCAAGCGCCUACACCGUCACCGACUUGGUGGAAUACAGCGUCGUCAUAGAAAAGCUCUCCGACGGGAAGUGGGUUCCCUUUGAUGGCGACGAUAUUCAGCUGGAGUUUGUCCGCAUCGAUCCCUUUGUCAGGACCUUCCUCAAGAAAAACGGCGGAAAGUACAGCGUCCAAUUCAAGCUCCCAGAUGUUUACGGGGUAUUCCAGUUCAAGGUGGACUACAACCGUCUUGGCUACACGCACCUCUACUCUUCCACACAGGUGUCCGUCCGCCCUCUGCAGCACACGCAGUACGAGCGCUUCAUCCCUUCCGCUUAUCCGUACUACGCCAGCGCCUUCUCGAUGAUGGUGGGCCUGUUCUUGUUCAGCAUCGUAUUCCUACACAUGAAGGAGAAGGAGAAAUCCGACUGAGACUCGACCAGAGCGGCCCGGGAUUCCCGUCGGAGGUCCUGGCACCCUCGGAGCGCCACCGAAUCGCCGAGUCCAAAUUUGGGGGGACAUGUUUCUGGACCGAGAAUAGGCCAGAAGGGGGGAGAAGAGGGGCUUCUCCUUCCGUUACGUGGACAAGCCUGGAAGCCUAAAAAAAAAACAAACCCCGAAAUCCAGAGGGACUGUCCUCCCUCUGCUUCCAUGCCGUUGUUUCUCUUCCACCUUUGUUCCAUUUUUGCGAAAUAAAAUGGCGCCAUUCCGUCCCCUUU
This is a messenger RNA of Pantherophis guttatus, 1632 nucleotides long. RefSeq names its product dolichyl-diphosphooligosaccharide--protein glycosyltransferase non-catalytic subunit (gene DDOST). Gene Ontology annotation, cellular component: oligosaccharyltransferase complex; endoplasmic reticulum membrane. Lineage: Eukaryota; Metazoa; Chordata; Lepidosauria; Squamata; Colubridae. The record is from RefSeq and is a predicted model, not a curated record.